AUGGAUUCUGCAAAGUGCAAGAAAUUGAUUAAGGUUAUGGAAGAAGCAUAUAAACUGCUCAAGAAAGAAUCAUUGAUUGUGGAAAUUACAAAGUGGACAAAGUUUGGACCUAAUACGUUCUUUAAUACGAAAAACGAAGUAAUUCUAUCAUCCACGGAGAUCAAUGAGUGGUUCAAUGUCAAUGUAUUGGAAAAAUUAUUAACUAAAAUCGAAGACUUCCAAGAAAAAGAAUCGGGCUGGUCGUUGUUGGAAAUAAUAAACUUGGCGGUAAAUAUCAACAGAUAUAUACCGAUACAUGGUGGUCUGUCGACAUUCAUCGAGUUGCUGAAGAACGUACAGAACAAAAAGGCAGUGGUGAAUAUUUUAAAUAACGAUCCGUAUUGUUUUCUCUGGUCCGUUACGGCAGCUCUUCAUCCAGCUAAACAAAAUGUACAAAGCAUCAGUUCGUAUUCACAUUUCAGCUCAAUACUAAAGUACGAAGGUAUAAAUUUUCCUAUUGGCUUGAAGGACAUUCCAAAAUUCGAAGCAAUUAAUGAUUUAGUGAUUAACGUUUACGGUAUAGAACGCGAUGCGAAUAAGGGUGGUAAUGAGAUAGUACCACUUUAUUUAAGCCAACACAGAUCAAAUAAAUCUCCAAUUCAUCUUCUGAUGGUGGAAAGUGAAAAUGACGUGGAAAGUGAUGAUGAUUUGAACAUGGAAUUUUUGUCAAAAAGUGUAAUUUACCAUUUUGCUUGGAUCCGAAAUUUAUCUCGACUGUUAAUUUCUCAAAUUUCAAAACAUAACGGCCAUAUUAGACUGUGCGAUAGAUGCUUGUGCCAUUUUCAAACUGAAAACUCUUUCGAAAAACAUAAACUCGAUUGUGCGAAUAUAAAUAAGUGUAGAGUGAUUUUGCCAAAUGAUGAGGAAAAAUUGCUGAAGUUCAAAAAUUACAAGUAUCAGGAAAGUGUACCGUUCGUCAUUUAUGCUGUGCGACGUUAUUCCCCAAAACAAAAUCUCACUGCUAAAUUAGAUUGACGAUAAAAGGUAUUCGGAAAGUAGGGAACCAUACACAAAACGCCGUAUGAUUCUCUCUCAAUACAUUUCAAUAUUCACAAGACCCGAUUCGCGAUAAACCAAAUAGUGUCGGGCGCCAGGUGGUCUCCGGGGAGAAGAACACCGCGAGUGCAGGGCACUCGAGAUCUUAGAAAUUCUGAAGAAAACGCGGGAAAGCUCGAAACAAUUGAAGGGAAAAGGAAACAGGUAAGGCGACACCGCCAAGAGAAGAGAAGUGAAACGAU
Molecule: messenger RNA, 1277 nt
Organism: Cephus cinctus (wheat stem sawfly)
Lineage: Eukaryota; Metazoa; Arthropoda; Insecta; Hymenoptera; Cephidae
Exons: 3
Coding region: 1-1014 (337 amino acids)
Source: RefSeq, a predicted model, not a curated record